Messenger RNA from Penicillium roqueforti, 330 nucleotides. RefSeq lists its product as uncharacterized. The record is from RefSeq and is a predicted model, not a curated record. The coding region runs from base 1 to 330 and encodes 109 amino acids. NCBI's taxonomy places the organism in Eukaryota, Fungi, Ascomycota, Eurotiomycetes, Eurotiales, Aspergillaceae. The transcript has a single exon.
AUGUUCUCCAUCAGCCCCCGCGUCAAUGCUCGUGCUCAAACCUACAACUGGCUUCAUCAAUUUUCUUGGUCAAACUACGUCUCGUCGGUGUCUACCUCAUAUUCCGUGCCAACAACCAUCAAUGCGGCGUCUGAUCCUUUCUAUCUCAAUGCCAAUGGCAACCAAAACAUCGAUUACCAUUUCGGUCCCGAAGCUACUUCAAACAACAAGAAGCCCAGGUCAAAGCAUCAUUGCUUGUUCCAAAUCCCAGUGGCUCGGUUUACAAAUGAUCAUUCUCUCCAGCCAAAGACCAAAAGCCAACUGCCACAUAUCCACUACAGGCUCGGCUGA